Molecule: messenger RNA, 3403 nt
Organism: Nerophis lumbriciformis (worm pipefish)
Lineage: Eukaryota; Metazoa; Chordata; Actinopteri; Syngnathiformes; Syngnathidae
Gene: chrnd
Product: cholinergic receptor, nicotinic, delta (muscle)
Biological process (GO): monoatomic ion transmembrane transport
Cellular component (GO): postsynaptic membrane
Molecular function (GO): transmembrane signaling receptor activity; acetylcholine-gated monoatomic cation-selective channel activity
Source: RefSeq, a predicted model, not a curated record
AAAGUGCUCUAAUAAAAAAUACAGUUUUUGGUGAAAAAGUCACAGUAAAGAACAUUUAGGAUACUUCUGUGUGUGUUGGAGGUUGGGUUUGCUGCUCUUUCUAUUUUCUGCUGCUUCUGUUCCCCCAGCUGCCGGCUGUCAAUCAAACGUACUUUGGCAGAAGGUCAGCAGGCGUUCGGACGAGCGCGUUCGGACAUUUGACAACAUUCAGGCUCAACAUGAAGACUGGACAUGCUGGUGCUGCUGCUGUGUUUCUCCUCUCGCUGCUCCUGCCUGCGUGCUGGUGCAGGAACGAGGAGGAGCGCCUCAUCAACUUCCUGUUCAAGGAGCGCGCCUACAACAAGGAGCUGCGUCCCGUGCAGAGGCAGCAGGACGCCGUGGACGUGUACCUCGCUCUCACCCUCUCCAACCUCAUCUCCUUGAAAGAAGUGGACGAGACGCUGCUCACCAACGUUUGGAUCGACCAUACAUGGACAGACUACCGGCUGACGUGGAACGAGACCGAGUUUGACGGCAUCAACAUGCUCCGCCUCCCGUCCAGCAUGGUGUGGCUUCCAGAGAUCGUGCUGGAAAACAACAACGACGCCCAGUUCCAGGUGGCCUACUACAGCAACGUGCUGGUGGACAGCAGCGGUCUGUGCUACUGGUUGCCUCCCGCCAUCUUCCGCUCCUCCUGCUCCAUCAAUGUCAACUACUUCCCCUUCGACUGGCAGAACUGCACGCUCAAGUUCACCUCGCUCACUUACAACGCCAAGGAGAUCAGAAUGCUCCUGAAGGAGGAGGCCGACGAUACGAGCAAGUGGACAGUGGAGUGGAUCAUCAUCGACCCCGCCGGUUGGACAGAGAACGGCGAGUGGGAGGUGAUACACCGUCCGGCAAAGAGGAACACCUACAGGCACAUUCCCAUGGAGAGCAACAAGCACCAGGACAUCACCUUCUACCUGAUCAUCAAGCGCAAACCUCUCUUCUACAUCGUCAACAUCAUCAUCCCCUGCGUGCUCAUCUCCUUCCUCGCCUCACUCGUCUACUACCUGCCUGCCGACAGUGGCGAGAAGAUGACCUUGUCCAUCUCGGUGCUGCUCGCUCAGUCCGUCUUCCUGCUGCUGAUCUCUCAAAGGCUGCCGGAAACUUCCAUGUCUGUUCCGCUUAUCGUCAAGUAUCUGAUGUUCAUCAUGGUGCUUGUGACGGUGGUGGUGUUAAACUGCGUGGUGGUCCUCAACCUGCACUUUAGGACCCCGAGUACUCAUGUCAUGUCUGAGUGGACCAAGAGGUUCUUCCUUGAGCGUCUGCCUCGCAUCCUGCGUAUGUCCCGCCCGGCGGAGGCGGAGCCUUACUGGGACGGGGCAUUGCCACGGCGGUCCAGCUCGGCGGGCUACAUCGCCUCGGCCGAGGAGUACUACAGCGUCAAGUCUCGCAGCGACCUCAUGUUCGAGAGGCAGUCGGUGAGACACGGCCUCACCGCCCGACCCACGCACGCCGCAGUGAAAAAGCUGCAGGGGGACGGCGGCGUCACGGAACAGCUGUACGGGGAAAUCAAGCCGGCGGUGGACGGAGCCAACUACAUCAUCAAGCACAUGCGCAACAAGAAUGACUACAACGAGGAGAAAGACAACUGGAGCGGCAUCGCUCGCACGGUGGACCGACUCUGUCUCUUUCUGAUCACCCCGGUGAUGACCUUUGGCACCAUCAUCAUCUUCCUCAUGGGCCUUUACAACCACCCUCCGCCUUUGCCUUUCGCUGGAGAUUCCUACAACUACAGAGAGGAAAACCCUCGUCUAAUGUGACACACACACACACACACACACACACACACACACACACACACACACACACGUAUUCUCUUUUCUUUGACUUUUGUGUUUCUUUUUUGAUGUGAAUAAUGAAAUUAGAUCAAUUUAAUUAGAACGACAGGGCGUAAGUGUGCAUUUGUUUUGUAUUUUGGAUGUGACUAAUCACUACAAGUGCCUAACCGGAACAAAAACAAUUCUUGUGAAUUCAGUAAUUAUAUUAUUGUUGAUAUAUUAUAUGCUGUAAUAAUGUACCUGAACUAAACUGCAAAGUGGACAUGUGCUGUGCUUUGUAGGUGGGAAAAAACAAGCGCUCCUUUUAUCCUGUAAACCUCUUCUGAGCUCAUUGUCAACGAACAUGGCGUCGACUGUGUGGGACGUCCUCACUGUCUCAGAGGAAGACAUUUUUCCUGCUAUUGGCACCAAAUGUUCAGCAAACAUUCUGCGAGGAAGGGGAAAAAAACACGAGGCUUAAACCCAUCAAACGUUAUCAGCCAGCAUCGCUACGACUGCGUUUUGAGAAGCUAGUGCUGCAAGGUGUGCACAAACUACAGUUAACCCUAAAUGUAAAAAAUAAUAGAUGUACAGUACAAAGGUUGUGUGUAUUGGUCUUUAGCAGCGGGAAGUUAUCGACUUAAAAAGUGAUGCUUCGAAGUGCAUGAGAAAGUGGAAAUAACAUUUUACAGUAGAAGUACAGUGGAACCUCGAUUCACGAACAUUUAUUGUUUUUUGAACAGGGUUUGUAAAUUGAAAAGUUCGUAUAGUGACGCAAAUUUCUCCAUAAAAAUAUAAAUAUGAAUAAUGCGUUACAGCCUUGACAUUAAAGUUCAUAUUUUAUUGAAGGUUUGUACACGUUAUACACAAUAUCAAGUUAAAGUACCAAUGAUUGUCACACACAGUAGGUGUGGCAAAAUGACUCUCUGCAUUUGACCCAUCACCCUUGAUCACCCCCUGGGAGGUGAGGGGAGCAGUGGGCAGCAGCAGUGGCCGCGCCCGGGAAUCAUUUUUGGUGAUUUAACCCCCAAUUCCAACCCUUGAUGCUGAGUGCCAAGCAAGGAGAGAAUGGGUCCCAUUUUUAUAGUCUUUGGUAUGACUCGGCCGGGGUUUGAACUCACAACCUACCGAUCUCAGGGCGGACACUCUAACCACUAGGCCACUGAGUAGGUGUAUAAAUAUAAUAUAAAUACAAUAAAAAGUGCAAUACAGCACUGUGUAUCAAACAAACAUAACAAAGGGGUGAUAGAUCAACUUUCUAUUCAAUAACAAGCCAAAAAAAAACAAGCUGAACUGUGCGCGAUGCGCAGACACUCAGAAGGCACUAUGGUGCCCUCACAAACGAUCACAAAUCACAAAAAUCCUUAACUUUACAAUCAUAUUGCGACAAUAAUAGAUAUUUUAAAAAGUAAAAUCAGGGAGGCAGGGAGGAGAUAACACAGGACGGGCGUCGGGGUGAAAGAAUCUCCACUGAACGAGAAAUAAGUCUGCAAUGGCAAUUUUUGUUUUCCAGAAAAGUCCGGUCUUAUCACAAUUAGAACUUGUUGUGGUACGAAGCCUGCUUCGAUGAUUCUUCCAUACUUGUGAACGGCAUUAAUGUACUCCCCGCAAAUAGUCUUUUU